GAGAUGGCGGAGCACAGGGAGGAAUCGUUGCUGGAGAAGAUCACGGAGAAGUUCCACGGACGACACUCUUCGUCGGUGGUGGAUUCGGACGAUGAAAAAUCUUCGAGGGGACCGUCUGCCCCCGCCGAGGCCGUCAAGGCCAAGAUCUACCGGCUAUUCGGCCGCGAGAAGCCGGUCCAUAAGGUCUUGGGUGGCGGGAAACCUGCUGAUGUUUUCCUAUGGAGGAACAAGAAGGUAUCCGCCUCGACGUUUGGUGCGGUGACGGCUAUCUGGGUCUUCUUCGAGUUGAUGGAGUACCACUUGAUCACCCUGGUGUGCCAUGGGCUCAUCCUCUCUCUGGCCAUUAUUUUCCUCUGGUGCAAUGCGACCACUUUCAUCAGCAAGUCGCGGCCACACGUUCCCGAGGUGAGCAUUUCUGAGGAUCUAGCUCUGAACGUUGUGCUUUCACUUCGAUACGUGAUCAACCGGGGCUUGGUUGCACUGAGGGACAUCGCAUCAGGGCGUGACCUGAAGAAGUUUCUUGCUGCUGCUGCUGCAUUGUGGGUUCUAUCGAUCAUUGCCAAUUGCUGCAGUUUCUUGGUGUUAUUUUACAUAGCAUUUGUCGCACUGUACACGGUUCCUGUUCUGUAUGAGAAAUACGAGGACAGGGUUGAUGCAUUUGCAGAGAAGGCAGAGGCAGAGUUCAAGAAGCACUAUGUUGUGAUUCACGUAAAAUACUUGAGCAAGAUUCCAAUGGGGCCUCUGAAGGAUAAAAAGUUCCAAUAAAGAAGAAGGUAUUGUGUGGUUGCAGUUGAUCCUGGCAAUUCAUUUGCUACUGAAUGGUGCUUCAAUUGUUGCAGUGUCUGCUUAUCCAUUUUGCUUGCAACUCUCACUUUUUGAGUUCUUAAGUAGAUGUCCAUGGACACUCCGAGUUUUAUGAUGUGGAUCUAAGUUAAGUCGGUACUUAUUAUACCAUGGUUAAGAGCUGUUUUAUACCAAUGGUGAUCUUAUGAAUCAUCUGAUAUAGUUAGUAUUUCUGUAAGCUGUCAUGGAGUUGUUCCUAUUCUAGUAUAUGUUAAAGUUGGAUGAACUAUGUGUCUUGCUACAAUGAACUACCAGGAACAACUGGUUGUCCAAUUGCUUCAUGGAUGGAAAGAUUGCGCAAAUAAUCCCAGAUGCAUGGAAGCUGAGAAUUACUUGAUGUAUUAUGGCGAUAAUAGUGUACUUAUGCUGGAUCAGAGAUGCAAGCAUAGCAAUGGCAGGAGAUGGAAUGAUUGAUCAGGUCAGAAAGCAGCUUAUAAAAUGGAUGUGGGUUGGUCUUAGAUGGAUCUUGUUAUCAUUGUGAAUUAUAGUCUGUGUAUGGUGUGAGAUGAGUGAGGUGAGAGUUGAAAUGACCUUUUGAUGAUUACUCGAAUAAAUCUACACAAUGUUGUGUUGUUUACCUU
Messenger RNA from Musa acuminata AAA Group (dessert banana), 1424 nucleotides. Its product is annotated as reticulon-like protein B2. Lineage: Eukaryota; Viridiplantae; Streptophyta; Magnoliopsida; Zingiberales; Musaceae. The record is from RefSeq and is a predicted model, not a curated record. The transcript has 5 exons. Bases 4 to 765 code for a protein of 253 amino acids.